AUGCCAGAAUCGGCGACCAUGCCCGAAUCAGCGACCAUCCAGGAACAAGGUCCUCGUUCAUGGAGGCCAUCACUAGCGUCGCCCAAAGAUCACGCUGACGCCCUAGCAUCACCAAAAGGUGACGGCUCAAGAGCCGAUGACGAUGCCUCGACUCCUGGCUCAUCGACCGUAGAUCCAGAUGAAGAAGAUGCGUUUUUUAAGAAGAAACAUGAACAUGAUAUGUCAGGACUGGUUGGUAUGUAGUAUAUCAUUAAAAAGCGGACGUCUUCAUGAACCUCCCAUCACCUCUUGUUGAUCAUGAUCACGAGGUAAUUUACCUGUAUUAAAAAAAAUGGUCGAUCUAGAUUAUAGAAGUAUUCCUGGUGGCAUCCUACUUUGCUGGGACGAUGAAGCGGUCUUCAUGUCUAAUUCUUGGAGAAACAAAUUUUCUUCUCCAACGGGACAUAUCGCGUCGAUGUCCACCUCCGCGUCGAUGUCCACCUCAGCUUUGCCUUCUCUAGCAGCUACGGACUCCAUAGGAGGUUGUAUGCCUCCUUCAAUGGCAGCCACGGACUCCUUGGACAGUUGUCCACCUGGCGUUGUGCAAACAGGGAGUAGCGCUUCAUCUUCCAGCUCUUCGUCGUCAGCAAAACGAGAAGAGGACAAUCAGGACAAUCCUAUUUAUGGCAGGUCGUGGAGCUCAUAAUUUCUGGUUGAGGAAGAGAAUACGAUGAGAUAAAGAACAAGAGGAAUUUGAAAAUUGAUAGACGUGGCUUUGUGGUAGAGGUGGGUUUUGUAAUACUUCCUUGUAAGUAAUUGAAAUUUAUGUUUGCUCUCCCAUGGAGGUAAGGUCGCUCUCCCCUGGAGGUACUUCCCCACUGGAUGGUCUCACAAGUAGUGGCUAAUAGCUACAUAAGAGGCACCAUGACAUGGCAUGCACCUCUACAUCGAAAUCAAUCGCUCUCAACAAGCAGUACUACUGAAAUAAGUAUUCACCUCUCAGCAAGUUACAAGUAGAAGUGCCACUACAUGAUCUAGUACAUCUACCUCUCUACUCAUUACUGACGGACAACUGCUUGUAGUACUCAUUCCCCCUAGUACAACAUCGUCAGCUUUUCAAGUAUAUAUUUACAAGGCUUCGUCAGCUUUUCAAGUAUUUAAGUAGUACUCAUUCUCAUUCUUACUACAACAUCUUCAUGAUCCUCAACCGUGUCUCCUUCUCCUAAUAACAAUCUUCAUGAUGCUCACCUUCUAACCUUUCUUUGAUCCCCGAAUCCUAGAGUUGUUGCGCAAGGACGCUGCGAUGGAGUGGCAGUAUCCGGGGAGGUACGAAGGCUACACGAUUGACGAUUUCGAUAUAGGAAAGCUGCUAGGACGCGGCAAAUUCGGAAAUGUCUAUCUGGCCAGAGACCGGUUGACUGUUAUGGCCAGAGACCGGUUGUAAGGGUAGAAUGUUUUUCGGAUUUUUUGAUUCGGAGAUUUUGAUUUGUUGAGUGGGUUAGAGGGUUGGACCAACGUUGAUAAUAUUGUCGAGGGGACUUUCAAGAUUUGCUGACUUGGAUGAAGGUUGAACAUCUGCAUGUUGUUGUUGUAGUUGAGUUAGAAGAAAAGAUAACUACUAAGUUCAACACCCACCUUGUUAGGGACGGAAUAGGGUUUCUCCAUAAGUAAGUUCCACACCCUACCAUUCUCCUCCUUAAACACCUUAUCCUCCUCCUCUAAUACCCGUUAUAUCGUUGCAUUGAAGAUCCUGCACAAGUCCCAAAUCAAGAAGCACCACGUAGUGGACAAUCUGAGACGAGAGAUCUUGAUUCAGUCGCAUCUUCGCCAUGAGAAUGUCUUGAGGCUCUUCUGCUUCUUCUGGGAUGACGAAAAAAUUUACCUAGCACUCGAAUGCGCGAAUAAAGGAGAGCUUUACGGGUACUAGUAUAGUACUAAGGUAAAACCAAAAACCAAACCAUGGAGUGAGUGUUCAAAAACCGCUUGCUCCUAUCGGAUAAGUUGCACUACCUAAGUAUGAGAAACUACAGUUGUUGUAGUGAUAGGAGUAAGAUGAAUUGCCUAGUACAAGAAGUCCUCUACUUCUCAACAACAAGUCUUCACAACUCAACAGGGUCCUCUCGAAGUACAAGCGAUUACCUGAAUAUGUGGCGGCAAAUUAUUUCCGGCAGAUGGUGAGAGCGAUUAACGCUUGCCACACCAAGCACGUCAUACAUCGGGACAUUAAGCCGGAAAACAUCCUGAUCAGCACCAGCGAUGACCCAUCUCAAGGCGACGUCCUCAAAUUGGCCGAUUUCGGAUGGUCUGUGCAUAUUAUGGCGAUGGACCGCUUUCACUUGAUGACGGACAUCUAAUCUACUGUACUCAUCUUCAUAUAAUUCGAUUCUGAUGUGUUUGGUUCAUAGCUCUUUCAAUCAAGUUUUGACUGUAACAAAAUCUCGACCUCCUUUCGUAUGAGUUGACUUGAAUUUUGUGCUUGAUGUAGGACAAGCAAUUUUCGUUGGGUACGAUCAAGCAGAGGAGAAGAGCAUCAGGUUUCCAAAAAACGGUUUCUAAUCCACUGCGUUCGGACGCAGACCGACGCACGACUCUGUGUGGCACGCUGGACUAUCUCAGUCCGGAGAUGGUGCGGAAACAGAGACAUGCCUACGGCGUCGACGUAUGGGCCUUGGGCAUAUUGCUGUACGAGUUCCUCUACGGUCGACCACCCUUCGAACGACGUGCGACAGAACAGCAGGACGAAACGCAGAGAACCUUUGAUUCUAUCCUUAUGGGGAAAAAACCGAAUUGUCGCUGCAGUACGAGGUCUACUUAGAUGUCGUCGUCGUUGUAUUACUUACAAAGCGCUCGCCCGCAACCACUUUGCUUGGAGUUUCUAAUUUUCUACAUGAAGAUGUUGUUUUCGAGGAGGAGGAAGGAGAAGUGCCAGUAUCAGAAGAGGCGAAAGACCUAGUACGCCGAUUCCUUGCGAAGAAAGCUACCGACAGAAUCAAACUCAGCGAAGCUUUACAUUAUGGAACCUUGUUGCCUACCUUACCAUUGCCUACCUAAGUACCUAUUGCCUAUAAUUAACCUACCUAAGUACCUCACAAGGAAUCGUUCAUAUUGUUUUUCCUCUUGUGCGCGUGAUGUAUCUAUCGGAUUUGGAGCACUCAGACGGACAGGAGGUCGUUGAUGCAACCCAGACCCACGACUGCGUCUACAGGGGUGCGAACCGUUCUAAUAACAGCACCCUUGGUUACAAAUGCAUCCUGAGGAACCGUUGCGAAUCGAGACCCUUGGCUUGGAGGAAUACGUUGAUCCGGAGAUGAUAGAUGGGUGAAACACGUUUCUGAUGAAGUAGAGGUGCGAGGUUUCUCCAGAAUGCGAGUCGGCCUAGACCUUGUUUUCUCCAUACGUAGUUCACCUAGUUUACAUCCGUAUAGAAACACUCUAGUAUUACAUCUCAGUAAUCAGCACAUGAUUUGGAUGUCUCCCUACUACAUGACAUAGCGCGCGCAAAAAAAAAUCAUUGCAGCAGAUUGAAGACGGGACACAUAUCAGCAAAACUGAACGCUUACUCCUAUCCACCCCUUCUCUUGAUGAAGACAUAGAAGACAUACUGCAGUACGUAGAACAACAAGCACGUCUGAAACUUACAAGGAGGUCCAUGACGUCUCAACCAU
Messenger RNA from Amoebophrya sp. A25, 3644 nucleotides. NCBI's taxonomy places the organism in Eukaryota, Dinophyceae, Syndiniales, Amoebophryaceae. The record is from the annotation of a GenBank genome assembly.